AUGUCCGCAGGUCGCGUAGUAAUCUAUGGUGGGAAAGGGGCAUUGGGCUCCGCGUGCGUCGAUCACUUUAAAGCCAACAAUUAUUGGGUGGGCAGCAUUGACUUGAGUGAAAACGAGAAGGCCGAUGUCAGUAUUGUGGUGCCACGCGAUGCCAAUUGGCCGGAUCAAGAAUCGGCCGUGGUUAGCAAAGUGGGUGACUCUCUGAAUGGCCAGAAACUGGAUGCUGUCAUCUGUGUGGCCGGCGGUUGGGCUGGCGGCAAUGCCGAAAAGGAUUUGGCCAAGAAUGCCGAUCUUAUGUGGCGUCAGAGCGUCUGGACUUCAAGCAUUUCAGCAGCUGUGGCUGCCCAUCACUUAAAGGACGGCGGACUGUUGGCUCUAACUGGAGCAAAGCCAGCUCUGGAGGGUACUCCCGGCAUGAUUGGCUAUGGCAUGGCCAAGGCGGCCGUUCAUCAGCUAACUCGUUCGCUGGGUGCUGAGAAAUCCGGUUUGCCAACUGGUUCACUUGUUGUAUCCAUUCUUCCCGUCACUCUCGAUACCCCGAUGAAUCGCAAAUGGAUGCCCAAAGCGGACUUUGGCACAUGGACACCCUUGACAGAGGUGGCCCAGCUUUUCGAUAAAUGGACCAAAAAUGAGGAGAGACCCAAAACUGGAUCUCUGCUACAAUUGAUUACCAAGAAUGGCAUCACUGAGCUCAUCGCAGCUGAAUAAAACUAUACACACAUACAUAAAUAAUUGACUUGGCGCUUGUACAUAAAUCUCCACAUCUGAAUAAAUAAAUCGAAUCGUUUUAGCGGUCUUUCAAAUUGUUUAA
Messenger RNA from Drosophila willistoni, 811 nucleotides. It is a transcript of the gene Dhpr, whose product is annotated as dihydropteridine reductase. Gene Ontology annotation, biological process: tetrahydrobiopterin biosynthetic process; L-phenylalanine catabolic process. Bases 1 to 708 code for a protein of 235 amino acids. Gene Ontology annotation, molecular function: NADH binding; NADPH binding; 6,7-dihydropteridine reductase activity. The record is from RefSeq and is a predicted model, not a curated record. Gene Ontology annotation, cellular component: cytoplasm. The transcript has 2 exons. Lineage: Eukaryota; Metazoa; Arthropoda; Insecta; Diptera; Drosophilidae.